GAAAUGUUCAGUCAGGUAAGCGUGCGCCCCCAAAGUCUUCCCUGGUUCUGACGGUAAGGGGUGCCGAAGACCCCUUCCAGGCUACUUUCAAAGACAGAGCCUGGCAGCAUUUUGAGCAGGCAAGCUUUCAGGACUCACCCAUGAGGGGGGUGGGGGGGCUUAGAAAGGUGCGCAUGCGCAAAAGACAAGUUCAGAGCAAGGACAGAAAGCCCCACCCCUGGGAGGAGACCCGGAGGCAGAUGUCCAUGGUAGGCGGUGCUGGGCUUUCAGUUCUGGUGCACCAUACGUCUUUGCAGGCGUUGCUCUUUCCAGUCCUUGUUUCCUGGGAAGUCUGUGGAGUCCGAGAGGCUGGUCUUAGGUUCCCCAUGGCGGAGGCUAACAACGAGCGCGACCAGAGGCAGGUGUACAUGCAAGAUGGUUGCUGUUAUGAUAAAGCUUGAGGGGACCUUGCAUGGAUUCCAUGGCAGAAUGAGGAGAUUGAAGCAAUGGCAGCUAUUUAUGGCGAGGAAUGGUGUGUCAUUGAUGAUUGUGCCAAAAUAUUUUGUAUUAGAAUCAGUGACGACAUAGAUGACCCCAAAUGGACACUUUGCUUGCAGGUGAUGUUACCGAGAGAAUAUCCAGGUACAGCACCACCUGUUUAUCAGUUGAAUGCUCCUUGGCUGAAAGGGCAAGAACGUGCAGACUUAUCAAACAGCCUUGAGGAAAUAUAUAUACAGAAUAUUGGUGAAAGUAUUCUUUACCUGUGGGUGGAGAAAAUAAGAGAUGUUCUCAUACAGAAAUCUCAAACAGAGCCAGAUCCAGAUGUAAACAAAAAAACUGAAAAGAAAACAGUUGAACGUGAACGUGAACGUGAACGUGAACGUGGCCCCAUUGUAAAAAAGCAGCCAGCAAAUACAGCUAAAAAAGGAGCCCGCAAAGUCAGCGAACCAGUACCAGAAGUAGAAGAAUUGCCUCCAAUUGAUCAUGGCGUUCCUAUUACAGACCGAAGGAGCACUUUUCAGGCACAUGUGGCCCCCGUAGUCAAUCCUAAGCAGGUGAAAAUGGUUCUUUCCAAAUUGUAUGAGAAUAAGAAAGUAGCCAGUGCCACCCACAAUAUCUAUGCAUACAGGAUAUUCUGUGAGGACAAGCAGACCUUCUUGCAGGACUGUGAGGAUGAUGGAGAAACAGCUGCUGGGGGUCGUCUUCUUCAUCUCAUGGAGAUUUUGAAUGUGAAGAAUGUCUUGGUGGUGGUAUCCCGUUGGUAUGGAGGAAUUCUGCUAGGACCCGAUCGUUUCAAACACAUCAACAACUGUGCCAGGAACAUACUGGUGGAGAGGAACUUUACAAGCUCACCUGAGGAGUCAUCUAAGACUUUGGGAAAGAAGAAAGUGAAAAAAGACAAGAAGAGGAAUGACCAUUAAUACUUGAAACUAUUUAAAAGGUUAAUUAUCGAGUCAUUCUGUACACAUUCCACAGUUAGUGGUUAACGAAUACACAAAGAUGGUACACUUGACAGCUCAAGUCAGCCAGUUCAUCAUGGACACCAGCAUUAUGUUUCCUUCUUUGGUUCUAUCACUUGUAAAAAAUAGAGAAUUUAGGAUAUAGUCACAUGUGUUUCAGGCUUGUGUGGGAAAACUGAUAUGAGCUUAGUUGCCAUUUCAUGUAACUUGGAAGGGGACAGGUGCAGGGCAUUGUACCUGAGCUAACUGUCUAUUUCAGUUUGUGUUGAGUGCCUUUGUUUGGGAGGGAAGAUGUAUAUUCAGAAGACUAUAAAUGCCUGAUUUCUUGUGAUACAAAAUUCUUAUACCAUUAAAUGACCAUGCAUUACUGCUCCCUAUAGCAUAUUAAGAUUGGGAGCUCAUUGAAGACUGAGUUCUUGGAGACUCUUUUCAUUGUGAUUUUACAAGUUUGCCGCUUUUCAUUUAAUAGUGUUCAUCAUGGACUAAUAGAUUAAGUGAUAAUCCAGGAGUAUCCAUCUGUGAUUAUGUGCCAAAGUGGUAAUUUAACAUAUUCACUAGCCCAAGUGGCAUGAAUUACUCGGUUUUGUUGCAAAUUGGUGUUUGUGAAAUUUCAAAAAGUGAUUUUGUAAGUCUCUGCCCUUUGUUCAUUCCUAUAAUGAAACACAGUGAGCAUUGAGUCUCAAUAGUUCUUCCAUUCCUUAAGUGUGUUGAUGUAACCUUACAGUGUCUCUGAACAAACUUUCUGUGUUCUUCCCCAUGUGUGGUUAAGGGGACACUUAGAGAAUAAGGUAAAAGUGGAAGAAUGCCACUGAUGCAGAGUAGAACGGGACUAGUUUGAUGCACACUUGCAUCUGUCUUUUGGCCAGAUUCUUUUAGUUCUAUGAUUUUUGUUGAGAGAUAGAGGGACAAAUCUUCUGAUUAGAAAAAAAAUCUAUCCCCACAGAUUCUUGGCAAAUCUCCCGUUCUAACAGUGUCUAUUUAUUUUUUACCUGCAUAUUACUUGUAAGGAAAAAAAUGUAGGUAAAUUGCACACUGUUAUGUUUCAGAUAUGAUGCCAACAGUUAGUAAGUUGAGCAACAGGCUUGUUUGACUGCCCUCCCAAGGAAGGGACCAGAAGUUAGGAAACAGCUUUGGGAUGGCACUGGAGCAUGGAGCAUCUGAGGUUGGGCAGAUGUUUUUCUCUAACCUUUAACCCUAAAAGAUCCACAGCCACACUUGGUAUUUUAAAUAGGAAUCCAGGAGCCAGCUUUACACUAGAGUGGGUUCUGAGAUAGAAGUCUUAUUUUCAACAUUAUUUAAUGUUGUAAGUUACUGAGAAUUAUAGGAUGACCUAUAUGUGUGUAUUUGGAGCACUUACCUCUGUUUCCAUGAAAUGCUGAGUAUAUCCUAUGUAUUAACUAUUACGGAAUUUAGACAUUAUUUGCUAAAGAUAAUUUCAUAGUCUCGACAUUUUAGACUGUGAAAAGCGAUAAAAGCAUUAAGACUUAUGCUGUAGGAAGAAGGAGUAAUUUUCCCAGCACACUGGUUUCUUUCCUGGUGUUUUGUCUAAAAUGUAUUAGUUCUUACAGACGACAAAACAUUUUUUAAAUAUCUCUAAUCUUAUUUUCCUUCACAUAAAAAAUGUUAUGUUUUCCAAGAUUACUAACUACAUUUUGUGGGUUGAGAUCCUUAACCUUCUUCACUGCAGGUGAGAGGAAAGAUCCCAAACUCUCCAGUUCUAACUCCUGAAAUUAUAUUUCACACUUACCAUCAAUGCAAAAUAAUGGUAGCACACUUUUCUCUACCAAGAUAGAGAAAAAUCAUAUGUAGAGAAUUUUCUAGUUCUCCGAAUAUUAACUUUCGAUAGCCAAGCAGAGUCUGUUGUGGUGUUGUCUGUAUUCAAGUGUUCUUCACAUGCCGGUAUAUAAAAUCAAAUAGCAUCUACUUUGAUGGUCAUAGCAGUAGCUGCAUGAAGGAAUUUGCCUGCAAGACAGGCUUUUGGAAGGAAAUUCUUUCAAACCAAUCACAGAAUAGAUGAAGCAGAUACUGUGUGCAGGGCAGGUUGAGUAUAGUGGGAAAAUUGUAACCAUAUCCAGUCCACUAAAGAGAUAACCGUAAAUGGUGUAUACAGUUCUUAUUUUUUUCUUAUGCAUGAUUUUGUAUAUAUGGCUAUUUUUCUUUCCAUAAAGUGGUAUUAAACUAUAUAUACUGUUUUUUAUCCUACACAUUUCAUAUAGAAGUAUAUUGUUAACAUUUUCCCAUAUCAAUAAAUAUUCUUCUAUGGCGUAACUUUUUAUGACCUCAUUGUAUUCUGUCUUCCGGGUACAGUGUAAUACAUAAACUCAUCCCCCAGUUGUUUUCAACAAGUUUUCUUAAUCUUCAGAUAUUAGCUCUUAGAAGCAAAUAUUUUUUCAUUGCAUGAAAGUUUUUAUAUAUAUCCCUAUUAGGAAAAUGUAGAAAUAGAAUUCUUCAUGAAGAGUUUAUAUAUUCUCAAAGUGCUUCAUAGACUAGCUCCAUUUGUCUUUAUCCUCAUUACAAUUAGCAAAUGCUCAGUUUUUUUAAAAGUGGGAAAAUAAGCAGUGUGGUUGGUAAAAUGUCCAUAAAAGUGUAAAUAUAGGAGCCCUUUAUACCUAUAACUCAGUCCUCCAUAGUAAUAGUGUCACAUAAAGUCCCGAGUUUCAUUUCUAAACUAAGGAAAUACAUUCUAGACACAACUCCUUUGUUAAAUACAGGUUUACAAUUUCCCUUAAUAUGGAGCCACCUUCCUUGUCUUAGUGGUGCCUGCUCACAAAGACCUGAAUCAUCUUCCUCCCACUUUUUUGGAGCUGCUGGGAAUAGAACCCAGGGCUUUGUACAUGUUAGGCAAGCCAUAUAUCCUCAGGUGUUUCCUCUUUUUGUACAUCAUUUUUUGUUAUUGGUGGUAUCAUGUGUAAAAACUACUUCAUGGCCAUAAAUACUUCCUUUAAAAAGGUUUUUAUUUGUGUAUGCCUAUGCCAGAAGUCAAAGUUCGAGAUGGUGUGUCACUAAACCUGGAGCUCAUCAGUUGGGCUAGUCUGCUGAUCAUUGAACUUGAGGCAUUAUCCAUGGGUGCUGGAGAUCCAAUCACAGUCUUCAUGUGUGGCCGUAUAUUCUUUGUGAUUUAUUAAAGCAUGUCUGAGGAUUCAGAAAACAAAGCCAGCCUCAAGCUAUAGAGAUCAGGUGGUGGUGGCAUACAACUUUAAUCCCAGGACUCGGGAGAAAGGCAGAUGGAUCUCCGAGUUAAAGACCAACCACCCUGGACUACUGGAGAGUAAAUCAGAGCUCAUGCCUUUAAUCCCAGGAUUUGAGAGGUGUAAAAGGUGCAUUCAGUCUGAGAGUCUCUAGCCAUGCUGAGGAAAGCAUAGCAGUCUGAGUGAAUCUGAGGAGCAGUGAAGUUGGGAGCGGUUUGAGGCUUUCCCCUUUGUUCUGAGCUAGUGGCUGGCUGCUUUGCUUUUCUGAUCUUCAGCUUGAAGCUUGAACCUCAAAAUCUGUCUCUGGCUCUGUUAUUCAUCAUGUUACAAUUGGCAUCCAAUGAUAGAGUACAAAUACACAAAAAAGCCUCUUUGUGGCCACUGGCCCAGGCCCAAGCCUGAUCUGGAGACAGGACUCUCACUUGAGUUCCUCCUGCCUGAGUCUCUGCCAGAAGAGCUGGAUUUUCUCCUCAAAUCUUUGAGCAAGUGUACAGUUUUUUGAUUGUAGCUUUUCUAAGCAGUCUUACGCUGCCACCCAAACUUGGGGCAACUUUCAGGCUAUUUCCACAGCCUCUCUUCCUGAUUGACAUUCUCAGCUUAUGGCCACAAGCAAAUUCUCCAAUUCAGACCUCACAGUUCACUGUCAUCAUCGUCGUCGGAUUUGGUAAGUCAAUUGGAAAUUCUUAAAGGAGGGCAUUAGUUAAAAAACGCGAUUUUUUUUCCCACACUAAAAUGAAAAAUACUAUAAAAUGGAGAGAUUAUAUAAUGGAUGGUUUAAAAAUGGAACAACUAAAUGAAGGGAUAAUCAACUGCAAUUGACAUACUGUUAUCACUUUUGUUAGUCUUUGUUGUCCUUUUGAUAAUUCUUGGUUUAUCUCUAAAAGUGUUGGUUGGUAUGAAUGCUAAGAUGCAGGCCUUAGAAAAACUUAUUAAAGCAGAUUAUAGAGAUAUUCAAACCCAAACUGAGGAAUUACAUGGAGAACCAAAUUCAGCAUUACAUUUUAAGGUUACAAAGGAACACGCUAAGGCCUUAAGAGAACCACCACCAUUAAUAUAUCCGGUAACCUUACAGGAAGUGCCAAGUGAUAGAUGUUCUAAACAGCUACUUGGACGUCUGUGACAAUGGUAGAUUUAGGGAAAAAAGAAACACUCAGAGGAUCAAUUGUGUAUGAGUCUAUUCUUUCUCUCAGGCCCCCUAGGUUAUAUUUUGUCAGCUAUAGAGCCUUAUCUGGACUCUGUAAGGGAUCACCAAAAGGGGGCUGGGAUCCCGGAAAAGAAUUCUGAAAAGAAUACAGUCGUAGAAUUAAAAAGGUAGAUUAUUGAAUCUACUUCUAAAAAUUAUAGAUAUGAUAAGAUAAAAAGUAACUACUAGUUUUAAAUAUUUUACAUUAGAUUGGCCUUCUGUAUAUUGUAUAUAAAUAUUGUAUAUUGAUACAAAUUUGGAGAUUAAUUUGUUAAGACAUUGUACAUAUGUUUCUAAUCUUGUUCAAGGUAAUGCAAAUUAUCAAUGUAAUGCAAAUUUCUAGUUCUUGAAAGUUAUUACCAACCAUAUGAGAUAAUAUGGAAAUGUAGGUGAGUAAUUAGUCACCUAUUACAAUUGAACCUGUAAUCACAUUAGGUGUGUUUUCAAGGUCAACUAGAGAUAUAUUUUAGAUAGACAGGUCAUCUUCAAACACUUCAGAGACCUACAGAAUAUGGCAUUUAAAAUGUUUUAAUAAUAUAGGUAUUUUUGUGACAAUGAUACUUGUUUGUUCCUGGCAGCACCAAUCUGCUUUAGAGAAGAUGAUGGGCAUUGAAGAAACUCCACAUGGAGUUUACUUUCUUUGUGGCAAAUGUUAGCCACUGGGCAGGAAAGUGCCCUUGCCUUGACUGCUGAUAGUAUGCUGUACAAAUUGGACAAGAAGAAUACAAAAGAAAGGACUGCAAAACCUUGCCAAGACAAAGCAGGACAGCCUUUCAGAAAAUCCCACUUCACAGAAAAGUCUGUCAGAGAUGCUAGGCCUGUAGGCUGAAGA
Cricetulus griseus (Chinese hamster) is the source of this 6642-nucleotide messenger RNA. Lineage: Eukaryota; Metazoa; Chordata; Mammalia; Rodentia; Cricetidae. The record is from RefSeq and is a predicted model, not a curated record.